ACAUACAGCUAGAAAGCUGUAUUGCCUUUAGCACUCAAGCUCAAAAGACAACUCAGAGUUCACCAUGGGCUCCAUCGGCGCAGCAAGCAUGGAAUUUUGUUUUGAUGUAUUCAAGGAGCUCAAAGUCCACCAUGCCAAUGAGAACAUCUUCUACUGCCCCAUUGCCAUCAUGUCAGCUCUAGCCAUGGUAUACCUGGGUGCAAAAGACAGCACCAGGACACAGAUAAAUAAGGUUGUUCGCUUUGAUAAACUUCCAGGAUUCGGAGACAGUAUUGAAGCUCAGUGUGGCACAUCUGUAAACGUUCACUCUUCACUUAGAGACAUCCUCAACCAAAUCACCAAACCAAAUGAUGUUUAUUCGUUCAGCCUUGCCAGUAGACUUUAUGCUGAAGAGAGAUACCCAAUCCUGCCAGAAUACUUGCAGUGUGUGAAGGAACUGUAUAGAGGAGGCUUGGAACCUAUCAACUUUCAAACAGCUGCAGAUCAAGCCAGAGAGCUCAUCAAUUCCUGGGUAGAAAGUCAGACAAAUGGAAUUAUCAGAAAUGUCCUUCAGCCAAGCUCCGUGGAUUCUCAAACUGCAAUGGUUCUGGUUAAUGCCAUUGUCUUCAAAGGACUGUGGGAGAAAGCAUUUAAGGAUGAAGACACACAAGCAAUGCCUUUCAGAGUGACUGAGCAAGAAAGCAAACCUGUGCAGAUGAUGUACCAGAUUGGUUUAUUUAGAGUGGCAUCAAUGGCUUCUGAGAAAAUGAAGAUCCUGGAGCUUCCAUUUGCCAGUGGGACAAUGAGCAUGUUGGUGCUGUUGCCUGAUGAAGUCUCAGGCCUUGAGCAGCUUGAGAGUAUAAUCAACUUUGAAAAACUGACUGAAUGGACCAGUUCUAAUGUUAUGGAAGAGAGGAAGAUCAAAGUGUACUUACCUCGCAUGAAGAUGGAGGAAAAAUACAACCUCACAUCUGUCUUAAUGGCUAUGGGCAUUACUGACGUGUUUAGCUCUUCAGCCAAUCUGUCUGGCAUCUCCUCAGCAGAGAGCCUGAAGAUAUCUCAAGCUGUCCAUGCAGCACAUGCAGAAAUCAAUGAAGCAGGCAGAGAGGUGGUAGGGUCAGCAGAGGCUGGAGUGGAUGCUGCAAGCGUCUCUGAAGAAUUUAGGGCUGACCAUCCAUUCCUCUUCUGUAUCAAGCACAUCGCAACCAACGCCGUUCUCUUCUUUGGCAGAUGUGUUUCCCCUUAAAAAGAAGAAAGCUGAAAAACUCUGUCCCUUCCAACAAGACCCAGAGCACUGUAGUAUCAGGGGUAAAAUGAAAAGUAUGUUCUCUGCUGCAUCCAGACUUCAUAAAAGCUGGAGCUUAAUCUAGAAAAAAAAUCAGAAAGAAAUUACACUGUGAGAACAGGUGCAAUUCACUUUUCCUUUACACAGAGUAAUACUGGUAACUCAUGGAUGAAGGCUUAAGGGAAUGAAAUUGGACUCACAGUACUGAGUCAUCACACUGAAAAAUGCAACCUGAUACAUCAGCAGAAGGUUUAUGGGGGAAAAAUGCAGCCUUCCAAUUAAGCCAGAUAUCUGUAUGACCAAGCUGCUCCAGAAUUAGUCACUCAAAAUCUCUCAGAUUAAAUUAUCAACUGUCACCAACCAUUCCUAUGCUGACAAGGCAAUUGCUUGUUCUCUGUGUUCCUGAUACUACAAGGCUCUUCCUGACUUCCUAAAGAUGCAUUAUAAAAAUCUUAUAAUUCACAUUUCUCCCUAAACUUUGACUCAAUCAUGGUAUGUUGGCAAAUAUGGUAUAUUACUAUUCAAAUUGUUUUCCUUGUACCCAUAUGUAAUGGGUCUUGUGAAUGUGCUCUUUUGUUCCUUUAAUCAUAAUAAAAACAUGUUUAAGCAAA
Messenger RNA from Gallus gallus (chicken), 1875 nucleotides. RefSeq names its product ovalbumin (SERPINB14) (gene OVAL). The record is from RefSeq and is marked provisional. The transcript has 8 exons. Bases 65 to 1225 code for a protein of 386 amino acids. Gene Ontology annotation, biological process: negative regulation of endopeptidase activity. Lineage: Eukaryota; Metazoa; Chordata; Aves; Galliformes; Phasianidae. Gene Ontology annotation, molecular function: serine-type endopeptidase inhibitor activity.